GCUGGAGUUUAUGCUUAAAGGUCGUUGUUCAGCGGGUCGUUCAGUAGUGCAGAAAUGCCAGCUAAACGAAGGUUUGCAUCUCGCUUUCCAACGGUAUGGUUAGCAUAUGGAUAUUCCAUAUUUUAAUACAACCCACCAUAUUUUUAAAUUAAUCCCAAUUCUCUUUGCAGACAAGAAUUAAAAAAAUCAUGCAAUUAGAUGAAGAAAUCGGCAAGUUGACAGCUACUGUCCCUCCUGUUGUUUCACGUUCCUUAGAAUUGUUUCUCGAACAGCUGCUUAAUCAGGCGUAUGAAUUCACUGCAACUAGAAACUCGAAAACAAUAAGUCCCGGAAUUAUUAAAUAUGUCGUAGAACACGAACCUCGCUUUACAUUUUUGCGUUCCUUGGUUGUCAACAUCCCAGAUUUAAAGCCUAACAGUCGAAAGCAGAGCUGUUCCAAACUAAGUGCAGAUUCAGAUAUACAGUCGGAUACUAGUGAUGGCACGUCAUCGAGCGUUGAUGAAGUACACCAAAGCACUAUGUCCUCUAGUGUUAAAAGAAACUCGGGGCAAAAGCGAAAACAGUCUCCGACCUUUCGAAAAGCAAGUAAGCAGAGUCCCAUCGGAGAGGAUAAUAAAACUUCAAGUUCACUGGAUCAGAAUCACGGAUCUGCCUUGGAUUUAUUGUCAACAAAUAAAGCUAGUAAAAUCCGCAAAAAUGGUGACGUUGUCGGGAAUUCGAGCAAUGGUUCCGUUUCUUUUAGUAAUCCCGGUGUUCGGAACGAAAGUCUAGUCGAUUAUCAGUAUACUGAAGCAUAAUACACUUUUAAGUACUUGUAUUUAAUACAUUUAUAUAAAUACCACAUAAACACAGUCCAUCUGUAAUUUUUAUCAAAUCCCAGAACCCACUUUGUACAGAAUAAAGUCAUUGUCUAUUCAUUCAUCCGUUGCAAAUAAACGCUAUUGUUACUAGAA
Messenger RNA from Schistosoma mattheei, 953 nucleotides. Lineage: Eukaryota; Metazoa; Platyhelminthes; Trematoda; Strigeidida; Schistosomatidae. The record is from the annotation of a GenBank genome assembly.